GUUUUUUGAAGGUUACACUUAGUUUUCCAACUCAGAGUGCUGGGCAUAAACGUGUUACACUUUAAUCCGUGGUGUGCUAGGCUACGAGGCUCUCCAGCUGACCAGUGACGUCACUAAAAGCCCCGUAUGACAUCAUGGAAGUUGGGCGUGGCCAGUCCACCGGCCUUUUGGCUGUGGUCGUUAUGGCUUCAAUAACUAGUUUUAACAGUAAUUCGGUGGGCGGAUCAUCGACCAUACCAGAUGUUAGUUUUGUAUACGAGAUGACGAAAUUCCCUUCCUAUACCAACGCGUUUUGUGUCACCGGAAAAGACGGUUUGAGACUUCAUGCAACCACCAUACCAAACUACUACAACCCUGAAAUUGAAGACCUCCCAGAGAAGAAUAGAAUAAACUUCAAAUGGGACAAAGACGGUAGAAAGUCUAGUCGAGGUCUGGUGUGUGCAGACGAAGCCAGCGCCAAUGUAUCCGUCCCAAUCACGGGUGAAUUGGCGCACAACAUCCCCGGUAGUCUUUCUGUAACCGUCAGUCGGGAACAAGAACUGCGCCUGAAAUUAGAGAACGCUACUAGCAUGGGGUUCGUGUGGUGGCAGAAAGAACCCGUUGUUAGAGAUGAGACUUGGUACAAAGCAACUGUUACUGAGGACAAGAUACUGAAAAUACCCUUCAGUCAGCUCAACGGCUCUGGUCUUUAUUCGAUCGCAUCUACUAAGUCCGAUCCUGUCAAAACCUUUGGAACUUUUACUGUUAUUGUGAGAGAGUGUCCCGAGCACAAGUACGGCACAGGAUGCAGUGAGUGGUGUCCCGACUGCAUGUACGGGGGAGAGUGCAGCGCUGGGGAGGGAGAGUGCGUGUGUCCCCCGGGCCUGUCGGGAAACCGCUGCCAGACCAAAUGUGAAGGGAACAAAAUUGGAAAAAACUGCAACAUUGACAUAGAAGGCAAGGGCACACAGAUCUGUCUGCCGGCUCCCUUCGGCUGCCAGUGCGCCCCUGGGUACAUGGGUCUCAGGUGUGAAACAGAUUGUCCUGAAGGCUUUUGGGGUGCAGGUUGCCUUCAGAAGUGCUCCCAUUGCAAAAAAGGUUGCACUCGAAUCGCAGGACUAUGCAGUGAAGGCGAGGAAGCAGAUUGUGUUGGAGGUGACCUAGGACUUCCACGUCUCCGGAAACCUCCAGGAGUCUCGGAUAUCAAGCAUGAUCAGGUGACCGUGACCUUCGAGUACUGGUAUGAGAAUGACGCAGACGGCGAACUGCCCCAGGGGACUUUGCUGGGGAACUACAUCGUUGUGUACUGGGUACAAGGUGAUCCAGAGAGCGCCCGCAAUAUAUCAUCCUCGAACAAUAAAAUACACCUUACUGGAUUGAUAGGGAAGACUAACUACACAGCUAAGGUUCUUGUCGAGGUGAUUAACGGUGUGAAAAAGUGCUACGAAGACGGCGAGAAACGAGGCAGAGUCCAUAGUGUAGACUUCGCAACAACUUGCCCGGACACACCGCCGACAGUGAAUGAUGUUCGAACAACCAAAAAAACACCGACAUCUUUAACCAUUGAGUGGGAGGAAGUACCGUACCUAACCAGAUGUCAUCUAGAAUACAUCAUCGAGAUAUUCAGUCGUGCAUCUACACCCAUCGAGAAACAGCACUUACAAGCAGGGAGAUCUACGGUGACCCAGCUGACGCCCUUCACGAACUACACGUACCGGGUGUCGACGAAGAAUACUGUAACAGGGAAAGUUAGCUCGACAGGUCGUUUUGAGGCGAGGACCAAUCCUACUGUUCCCGAUCCGCCCACAAUAAAGAUACGACAGACAGACACAGAAACAGUAGUAUUCUCAUGGGUGACCAACGCCGAUGGGUCCGUCUUCUACAAAUAUAAUUAUAAUGUAAUUUGUUUCUAUCGUUCAGUUCGUGUGUUUGUGGUCACUGUGAAUAUAACCUGUUAUGGAAGUGAACUCCAUCUGCUGUCUGACAUGACCUUUCACCCUCUGCACUUAUCUGACCCCUGGUUAUCUGACCAUCGACCUUUCAACAGUAUGCCAACAAGAAUGAAACCGCCCAUCUUCGUGGUCCUAUUUCUGUCUGUCCUUAUUGCAAGAUACUUCGAGGUCCAAGCUGGGGAAUGGGAGGAAGAAUCAGUUGAUGAUGGAAACCAAGACGAGGAUAUUUUGGAAAACCCCAGAAAGCUGCCC
Penaeus vannamei (Pacific white shrimp) is the source of this 2183-nucleotide messenger RNA. The record is from RefSeq and is a predicted model, not a curated record. NCBI's taxonomy places the organism in Eukaryota, Metazoa, Arthropoda, Malacostraca, Decapoda, Penaeidae.